Messenger RNA from Penaeus vannamei (Pacific white shrimp), 925 nucleotides. NCBI's taxonomy places the organism in Eukaryota, Metazoa, Arthropoda, Malacostraca, Decapoda, Penaeidae. The record is from RefSeq and is a predicted model, not a curated record.
GCACGACCCUCGUCGAGUGCAAAAGCGGCUACGGGCUGGACGUGAUCACGGAGCUAAAGAUGCUGCGGGUGCUGGAAAGGGCACGCCCGCGCGCCCACCUCACGAUCUCGUCCACCUUCUGCGGCGCCCACUCUGUGCCCAGGGGCAUGACAGCAGACGAAGCGACGCGAUCUGUUAUCAAGGACCAGAUACCUGCUGUUGCGGCUGCCGUGAAGUCGGGAGAGCUCAAGGUGGACAGUAUAGACGUUUUCUGUGAAAAAGGAGUUUUCAGCGUAGACCAAACUAAAAGAAUUUUAGAAGCUGGAAAACGGGAGGGACUCUUGAUAAAUUUCCACGCAGAAGAACUUCAUCCCCUGAAGAGUGCGGAGAUGGGGGCUGCGCUUGCUGAGGCAAUGAGUCACCUGGAGGAGGUGUCUGAGGAAGGCAUAGAGGCCAUGGCGAGAGCGGGCACCGUGGGCGUGCUGCUGCCCACGACCGCCCACAUCCUCCGACUUCCCCCUCCACCCGCCCGUGCCAUGAUCGAUGCGGGCGUACCUGUCGCCCUUGGCACUGACUUCAACCCCAAUGCUUUCUGUCUCUCCAUGCCUCUUGUGAUGCACUUGGCGUGUGUCAUUCUCAAGAUUCAUUGAAGCGCUCAACCUACACGCCGCCCACCGCUUGCGGAAGGCCCACCCGCGCCCGCGGAGGCCAAGCUCAUUGAAGCGCUCACCGCGGCCACCCUACACGCCGCCCACUCCUUGCGGAAGGCCCACGCCCAUGGAUCCAUAGAACCAGGAAAAUGCGCCGAUCUUGUCAUCGUGGAUGCCCCUAGAUGGGAACACCUUGUGUACCAGCUGGGAGGCACAGACCACGUUAUCUCCCAUGUUAUAAAGGCCGGCGCUGUCGUCCAUGAGAGAAAAUGAAAUAAAGAGUAAUUUACUUUUUA